GCGAAGGACCCCUUUAGUUUCGAAAGCACCAGGAGGCAAGAACAGCUGCAAAAUGACGUCUGUCUCAAGCGCUGAUCAUAUAGUGGAUGAAGACUUCAACCCUGAUAAGGAGGAGAGACGCGAAUUUGCCAAAGACGUCGGAGAUCAGGCCCAUUGGUCAGCGUCGACCUUCGCCAGGAAACACAGUGUGGAAAACCUGCGCGAUGGAUACUCCCACACUUACUGGGAGUCCAGUGGUCCUCUGCCUCACACCAUCUCCCUGGGAUUCUGGAAGCAAACCACCAUUCAGUCCGUAUGGAUUUACGUCGAUUAUUUCAAAGACAAGCACUACGCUCCCAAAAGGAUAUCCAUCCAAGUGGGUACUUUCGUCGGGGAAUUAAAGCAGAUCGUGUUAAUGGAUCUGCAACAGCACAGCGGGUGGCAGAAGAUUCCGCUUCGGGAUAGCCACGGUAAACCUGUCAAGACCUACGUGCUGGAAAUUGCAGUUUUGCUCAAUAAAGAUGUUGGGGAAGAUUCCCGCAUACGCCAGAUAAGGGUGCAUUCGCCUCCCGGGGACGAAGAUUUAAAGGAGGAUUAAUAAAUUGGAUUUUAUUUUAACCAGUUUUUAGAGGAUGAUCUAAACAGGAGAAGUAUAGUGAGGUGAUAAUGGAUACAUACCAUAACUUGCAUGUAUGAGCUGAACUUGGCCAGAUCUUAAGAACUGAAGGAUAUCCUCCUAGGAGAGGUUUUGAAGUGUUAGUCCUUCAAUGGGACAGUUUCAUUUGGGCAGAGAGAACAUUCUCCAUUUCGUCUUCAAAUUUGUCGUAUUGAUUACGUUCCUCUGGUGCAGCCCAUGAUUUUCCUUCUC
Messenger RNA from Macrobrachium nipponense, 847 nucleotides. RefSeq names its product anaphase-promoting complex subunit 10-like. The record is from RefSeq and is a predicted model, not a curated record. Gene Ontology annotation, biological process: anaphase-promoting complex-dependent catabolic process; protein K11-linked ubiquitination. NCBI's taxonomy places the organism in Eukaryota, Metazoa, Arthropoda, Malacostraca, Decapoda, Palaemonidae. The coding region runs from base 53 to 577 and encodes 174 amino acids. Gene Ontology annotation, cellular component: anaphase-promoting complex. The transcript has 2 exons.